This is a messenger RNA of Brugia malayi, 969 nucleotides long. It is a transcript of the gene Bma-sgn-1, whose product is annotated as Sarcoglycan complex subunit protein. The coding region runs from base 1 to 969 and encodes 322 amino acids. Gene Ontology annotation, cellular component: sarcolemma; sarcoglycan complex. NCBI's taxonomy places the organism in Eukaryota, Metazoa, Nematoda, Chromadorea, Rhabditida, Onchocercidae. The transcript has 7 exons. Gene Ontology annotation, biological process: heart contraction; cardiac muscle tissue development. The record is from RefSeq and is a predicted model, not a curated record.
AUGAAUACCGAUGUCAUCAACCGUAUUCCAUUAUAUCAACGGACUACCGAACCGGUUUGGGACCGUAGUGGCUAUGAUUUUCAUCGUCCACCUCCUCCGUUACAAGGAGCUAUCGUUCCACCGUAUUCCACUGCUGUCAUUCAUUCUGCUGUUAAACCACCUACCGAAUCUGAUAUUUACAGGGUUGGCGUUUAUGGCUGGAGAAAGCGGUGUUUGUACUGUUUCAUUUGCGCACUUACUGUUGCCGUCGUACUAAACUUAGCGUUAACUGUAUGGAUUAUGUCUGUUCUCGACAUCUCCACAACUGGAAUGGGUACAAUGAGAAUUGAAGAUGACAGUAUUCGAAUUAUGGGUGAAGCACAAUUUGAUCGCCCUGUUCAUUUUGCCGAACUUUCUACAGCAGAUAAUGAAGCGUUAACAAUUGAUUCAUACCGUGGUGUCUUCAUAAAAGCUCGAAAUAUGUCUGGAUAUGAGACUUCCAUGCUUAAUAUGUUUCAAGAUGGACGCAUGGAGGCAGUGUGUGAUCGUUUUGAAAUUUACGAUAAUUCCCGAAAAUUGCUAUUUUUUGCUGAACCAAAUGAAAUUGGUUUCAAACUUGAAAAUCUUCGAAUACUUGAUGAUGGUGGAAGUGUUUUCGAAGGAGCUAUACAAACAGCGCUCAUUCGUCCGGAAUCUGAUAGUCCUCUAAGCUUAGAAUCACCAACUAGAAGUCUGAAUUUGGAAGCAGGUCAAGAUAUUGAAAUUACCAGCGCAGCCGGAGAAAUCCAACUGUCAUCUCUUCUUGACAUUACCAUUAAUUCCAAACAGGGUGAAGUUCGUCUUGAAUCAAAUAGUAUAGUUAUGUCUGGAUUACCGAGAAGUGAAGCUCGAGGGAAUGCCCAAUAUCAGUUAUGUAUGUGUCAAAAUGGACUACUAUUUAUGGCAGUGGUUGGAGCCGAUUGUCGAGCAGAUCGAGGCAUUUGCAGUUAA